This is a messenger RNA of Striga asiatica, 958 nucleotides long. NCBI's taxonomy places the organism in Eukaryota, Viridiplantae, Streptophyta, Magnoliopsida, Lamiales, Orobanchaceae. The record is from the annotation of a GenBank genome assembly.
AUGGAGUUUUUGAGCCAGGUGUCGACGUUCAAUGGGAAUUGGGAGAAAGCGAGGAGGUCGGAGUUGGGGAUGCCAAUGAGCGCGCUUGGAUCUGUGCGAGGAAGGCGAAUGUCGGGCAAAGGUGCAAAGGGCUUGUUGACGGGGAAAACCCCAGCGGGGUCCAAGGACAAAGACAAGGACAGCAAGAAAAAACCGACCUCUCGCUCCUCACGCGCCGGUCUUCAGUUUCCAGUGGGACGUAUCCACCGGCUUCUGAAGGAGCGAGUGAUGGCUCAUGGUCGUGUGGGGGCCACAGCCGCCGUGUACUCAGCUGCCAUCCUGGAAUACCUCACGGCCGAGGUUCUUGAGCUGGCUGGAAAUGCCAGCAAGGACUUGAAGGUGAAGCGUAUUACCCCACGUCAUCUACAGCUGGCGAUACGUGGAGAUGAGGAGCUCGACACUCUCAUCAAGGGAACAAUCGCGGGUGGUGGCGUGAUCCCUCACAUUCACAAGUCGCUCAUCAACAAAUCGUCCAAGGAAUGAAAAUGCCAGGUGGCAUCUGGUAUAUUCUGAAAUGUAAUUUGUUCUGAUGAGUGUCAUUGGAGGGUAACUUUAUGUUUUUCAACCAAGGAUUCUAAGGUUUUUAGGGUUUAGUAGGGUUUGUCUGUGUAAUUUAACUGAUAAAGUCGCUGGAGUUUGGAUCUGUUUAAGGAUUUGGAUGAAUGUGUAUCAAUGGUGACAAUGAGCAGUGUUUGGUUUUGUAUGAUUUGUGAAGUUAGGGUUGUAGCCGAUGUUCUUGCUUGGUAUAUAGAGCAGAGAUAUUAAACAAAACGAGCCGCUCAUAAGCUCGGCUCGGCUUGUUGGAUAAACGAUUCGAGCUCGAACUCGCUUGAAGCUUGUUUCGUUAACGAGCAAGACUCGGCUCAACUCAAUAAGGCUCGAAAAGUGAAUUUUUAUAUAAUUGUUUAUAAUUCGACUC